AUGGCGACCUGCGUCGGUUAUCAAACCCCCUCGAUUGAUAAACCUGCUGAGCGCAUCCAGGAAGUCGCCAUCUUUCUGGUUCACAAAACCGCGCAGUGUGAACCGAACGACCUGUGUGUGAAGGCGUGCCCGGGCUGUAUGCUGUCUGGUAGUGAGGAAGGUGUCAACAUUUUCAGGAGUGGUGAUGAUUUUGCGAAAGCGCUUGCAGACCCGCUCUGCACGCUUCAGACUCCGGAUUGGCAGGUGCGAGAAUACUUCAAUCAAGAGUUCAGCAGGCAUCGCGUGGAUGGGACUUGGGAAGUCUCCCGUAAAUCUGUGGCCUCCGAGGAAUCGAUCUCCAUGUGGCGGUGUCCGCAGACCCGUGCUGCAGUACCCAGGUGGUACGAGUAUCUUCGCAAUUCUCUCGCGGUGCAAGCCUCGAAAGUGGGCUCGAAGAACCCGUCGGCGGUUUGA
Fulvia fulva is the source of this 453-nucleotide messenger RNA. RefSeq lists its product as uncharacterized. NCBI's taxonomy places the organism in Eukaryota, Fungi, Ascomycota, Dothideomycetes, Mycosphaerellales, Mycosphaerellaceae. The record is from RefSeq and is a predicted model, not a curated record. Bases 1 to 453 code for a protein of 150 amino acids. The transcript has 2 exons.